Paramecium octaurelia is the source of this 1273-nucleotide messenger RNA. The record is from the annotation of a GenBank genome assembly. Lineage: Eukaryota; Ciliophora; Oligohymenophorea; Peniculida; Parameciidae.
AAGUAAUAGAAAAUGAAAAAAAUCCCCUGCUUUAAACACGAAGAUCAAUUUCUAUUUUAUAUCAAAUUAGGAUAAAACUAGACAGAAUUAAUUUGUUAAGAGUGUGCUUAGGAGCUUAAAUAUGGUCCCGUAGAUACGAGUCAAUAAAAUUUAAUUCAUUUAAAUAAAGUAUCAUUUCAUAAUUUACUUUUGAAAGGUUUUAGACUCUCCUGAACAUUUGCUAUCAAAGUUGAAUUUAAAGCCUUCCCUCAAAGAAUUUUUUACUUAUAUUGAUAAAUUUAAUGAAAAAACAAUACCAAAAAUAUUUUUGGAUUUUAAAAUAAAAAUAACAAAACUCUAAAAUACUAUGUAGGACCUUUAAAAAGAAGUUGAAGAAAAUCUAGCAUUAUUUUUAAAUAUGAAGUAAAAAAUUAGGAAUGAAUUGCUAAAUAUCAAUAAUAAGAUCAUUAAUUUUGAUUAAUUUAAAUAAUUAAUAGGAAACAUUGAAUAAAUUGGAGAUUCAAUCAAUAAUUAAACAAUUGAGUAGAAUGAAAGGGGUCUCCAUUAAUACAUAUUAGAUCUUAAUAAAAAUAAUUGUAAAGAAUUGAAUAUAGUUUUGCUUAAUAUAUUAAAUGGAAUAAAACGAGAGACGAAGAAUUUAAAUGAAGAAUAAUGUAUAUAAUCUGUAAAGUUCAAUGAAUAAUUUAAAACGAUAGAUCAUUGCAAAUCAGAACUUAUGGAUCUUUCUUAACUUCUAUAUUUUGAAGAGCAAAUAUUGUCUGACUAUUAUAAGUUAAAAAUAAUUAACAAAAUUGAAUCAACAUAGAAUAAAAGAAUAUGUUGUUUUAAACCAAUAUUUUUAAGUAAUAGGGAUGGAUUGAGCGGGUAUAACUUUAGGAGCAAAGUAAAAGGCAAAUCAAAUUUGUUAAUGAUAUUUAAAUCUAAAAGUGGAUAUAUUUUUGGCGGGUAUACGCCUUGUAAAUGGAAUUAUAAUUUGAAUUCUUAUGUUUAAGACGACACACUGUCAUCUUUCUUGUUUUCUUAGACUCAUGAUGAAAUAUAUCCCGUAAAGAGAGACCAAUAAGCAUAUGCCAUUCACUGCAACUAAACAUAUGGACCUAUAUUUGGUGCUGGCCAUGAUUUGUGCAUCGGAUCAGACUUUUAAAGUGGAUCAUCAAACUUUGGACAUUCUUAUUGGUGUGAAGAUUAAUAUGUUGCAAAAAAUACACAUUUAUUUGGGUAAUCAACUCCUAACGUAGAAGAAUGUGAGAUAUUUGAAGUAUUAUUUAUAUGA